Osmerus eperlanus (European smelt) is the source of this 3397-nucleotide messenger RNA. It is a transcript of the gene chpt1, whose product is annotated as choline phosphotransferase 1. The record is from RefSeq and is a predicted model, not a curated record. Gene Ontology annotation, biological process: phospholipid biosynthetic process. Gene Ontology annotation, molecular function: diacylglycerol cholinephosphotransferase activity. Bases 215 to 1363 code for a protein of 382 amino acids. Gene Ontology annotation, cellular component: endoplasmic reticulum membrane; Golgi apparatus. The transcript has 8 exons. Lineage: Eukaryota; Metazoa; Chordata; Actinopteri; Osmeriformes; Osmeridae.
UCUCUUCCGGGCCUUGGCUUCCUGCUGAAAAGCAAUUUUCGAUGAAACGGAAAGGGUAUCUACAACUCAUGGUUGAAAAAUAACCGUUCACUCUUAAAUGUCAAAUGAACAACCGUUUUCUGGCUGGAGACACGCACAUAUUAAAUCCGGAGAGACAGAAGAAAGUUAAGAGUAUCGCUGGGUGGUACUUUUUGGAGCACAGAGGCUAAAAACAAUGCCACAUUUCUUGUGUCCAGAGCCGCUGUCAGUCGCACAACUCAAGCGACUAGAAGAGCAUAAAUACAGCGCCUCCGGCCGAUCCCUUUUCGAACCAGCGUGUCAAGUAUACUGGAAUUGGCUGGUCCAACAAAUUCCAACCACGAUCGCGCCGAAUACGCUGACUAUAAUUGGACUCGUAGUGAAUAUUGUCACAACUGUAGUGCUAGUGUAUUACUGCCCGUCGGCAACAGAAGAGGCUCCAGCAUGGGCGUUCUUCCUCAGUGCACUGGGACUGUUCAUCUAUCAGUCUUUGGAUGCGAUCGAUGGGAAGCAGGCCAGGAGGACUAACAGCAGCUCACCUCUGGGAGAGUUGUUUGACCAUGGCUGUGACGCUGUCUCUACAGUGUUUGUUGCCGUGGGAACAUGUAUAUCCUGUGGGAUAGGAAUGUAUCCAGACUGGAUGUUCUUCUGCGGCUUCGUAGGGAUGUUCAUGUUCUUCUGUGCCCAGUGGCAGACCUAUGUUUCUGGAACUCUCCGUUUUGGCUUGGUUGAUGUUACAGAGGUCCAGAUAUCCAUCAUUGUCAUGUAUCUGAUGUCAGCUUUUGGUGGAGUGGGCCUUUGGGACAACAGGUUGCCUGUCGUUGGUUUGAAGCUUAGUGCCUUUCCCAUCAUAGGCAUCAUCGGUGGAUUCUUGUUGUCCACCUAUAACUACUUCUAUGUCAUAUUGAAUGGGGGCGUUGGCAAAAAUGGCUCAACAGUUGCCGACACCAGUGUACUGACCCCAGGCAUGCACAUUGGCCUCAUCCUCACCUUGGCUUUCAUCAUCUUCAAGAAGUCCUCUACCCAGCUGUUUCAGCUGCACCCUUGCCUCUACAUCCUCACCUUCGGCAUGGUCAUCGCCAAGAUCUCCAACAAACUGGUGGUUGCUCACAUGACCAAGAGUGAGCUGUAUCUCCCAGACACAGCCUUUAUCGGUCCUGGCCUUCUUUUCCUCAACCAGUACUUCAACAGCUUCAUUGAUGAGUACAUAGUCCUGUGGGUUGCAAUGGUCUUGUCUCUGUUGGACUUGACGCGCUACUGCACAGGCGUCUGCCUCCAGAUCGCAUCGCACCUGCGCAUCAGCGUGUUCAGCAUUGCGCCGCAGGGUCACAGCCACCACGACUGAUGCCUUGCCCGGCGGGAGGAGGAGGCGGGGCAGGGCGAGGCCGACGCCACCCCGCUCCUGAAAGCAGACGACCAUGACGACAGCCCCUCGAUCCAAAACUGCAGCAAUCUUGACACAGUGACCACCUCUGACUAAAGUCUGUCCCACACACAAGAGUUGUGAAAGGAAGACGACCAGCCGUGGUUUAGAUGAAGGGUACUCCCGCUGACCACGCCCACUGCCAGACUGCUGCACUAUGUAGAGGUAGUAUAGGCAGCACGGGGAGAAGGAUGGAAAACCAAGUGGGUUUUGGGUUCCCUUCGUCUUUGAUGACGUAGGUCGUUUUCACUAUCAGAGCCAAUUUGGACGAUCUUACAAUGUCAACUUGAAAUGUAUGUCUUCAUUAAAGAAGACAGUUCUGUUUUCUUGAACAUCUAAAAGGCAGUCUUUCCAUCUCCAGCUUAUUCAAUUUAGAGACAAAAUUAUUGCUUGCUAGCAUGAGGUAGAUGAGGAAGCUAGGGUAAAUCAAUCAAAUGUAGCCUAUACUGCAUUGUUUAUUGGCCUGAUUUAGUUCAAUUGGUAUGUUGACUACAUUUGAUAACCUUUCUUAUAUGCAGUAUAAGUAUAUAUCUCCUUCUAAAAAAGCCUUUUAGUUGCUUUUAUACAGAUCUAGAUUGUGUUAUGCUGUUUGAUACUUGCCCAUAAUUUGCAUAGACCUAGUACCUCCUUAAAAUAUGUGUGAAUCAUUUGAAUUUAUUUAUAAGGUUAUUCAAUCAAAAGUUGCGGCAACUGAAAUCAGGGCUAGAAAAUUCUCCAAAAAAAUGUACCUUUUAAACCUCUGAUCAUUUCAAAUGAAAUUUGUAAUGUGGACUGACUUGUGUUCAGUUACGUGUGGUCAGCUCUACAUCUGUCAAGGACUGCAGGGGCGAGGGUCUGUGUUAACACUGGCUCAACAAUGACAAAGCUUUUACAGGGUUCCUCCACCAAACUAUUAUGGCUACACUACUACUCCUCUUACUGUUUAAAGUAUACAAACACUACAUAAAACUUGUAUUUUGCAAAUCACUCUGGAAUCUUAGUUUCCCAUCCAUCCAAGUCCAUGUGGAGUUUUGUCUGUUGGAGUUGAUGUGUUAACACAAGAUCAGAUGCUUUCUUUGUUUUCCUCCCUAAAGGGCUACUUAAUUAUAUGUGAUUGUACAGAAUUUUGUUUGAAGCCUUAAAGUUUAUUUUUUAAUUAAUUGUUUUAUUUUAAAUUUCUGUGCGGAUGUUUGGUGAGAGAAGUUGAGAAACACUGUCUUUCGCUUACAUUUUCUGUAGUUUAUGCAGAAAACUUUACUUAUGGAUCAGUGUUUAAAACUAUAAUUUAAGUAUUGUGCAAGAUACCCAAGCUGAGACAUAGGACUACUGGAAUAUGUUUUACCGUUAACUACACAUAACUCUUGACUGGAAUCUGUCUGUUUCUCAUUUAACAUUUAUACAAACACAUUUAUACAAUGUACAUGUGAAUGCAUUUGGUACUUGAACCUCAAUGAUUUGUGAUAAUAAUGAUACGAUGAUUAGUUUUCCAAUACCAAACAGAUACAUCAUGGGUCUGUUUCUUGAAGCAUGACAGAACAUAACAUUGAAAUUAAAUCUGUGUUAAACAUUAGGAUACAGAAAGGGAUACAUUUGGGAGAAAUGGUGGUCAAGACCCCAUGUAAUAAUGGUGGCUUAAAUGAUCAAAGAUACAAAAUGAAUCACCCUUCUGUCUUAAACAUGCACAUAGUAGUGAUCCAUGCCCUAAAAGGUAAUUUUGUUUGGAUGCAGAUAAUGAAGGUAGAAUGCUAAUAAAGAGCUUUCAGGGGAUGUAAGGUUGCUAAGUGACUGUAACUGACACUAACUUGAUGUUUCUGUUCAAUCAGGGGUUUUUCAGCUGGUUAAUUAUGGAACUAUGCAUUAGAGGUCCACAUGCUCAACCAUAACAUGGUAUUGCACUGUUCAACACUAUACAGUAAUACACCUUUGUACUAACAAAAGUGAGUGAAAAGGUUUUAAUAAAGACAUAUUUUUCAUUCA